CUGGGAAUACACGUCAGUUUCAGGACUUGCACACUUUCAGAUCAAUGAGCCGGAGGGAGGAAGGGGGGAGACUCACUUCUGCCUUUUUAGUUUCUCUCUUCCAGGAAGGAAAACAGAAAAAAGGCAAAACAACAUUCAACUGCAGAACACCAGAAAGGACAAGACAACUGGCACACAAUCUGCUAGAUAUUAAUUAGCCAAGCAACAGAUUAUUGAAGGGGCUCCUACUAAUACUAAUGUGGACCCCUAUACUGGCACCCUGGAAUACAAUGUGCUAACUUCUGGUAGUCAGGGGGGGCUGCUGUGCCCUAGGCCACCCCACAUAGCAGUACGUUCUUGUUUCUGGCAAUGUCUUCUAUACAGUGUUGCAUUAAGGAGCAGAUUUCUUGUUCACCCCCAGAAAGCCCUGGGCAAAACUGCAACACGUCCUCACCCUCCCUUCUCCAUGCACCUGGGGCACGAGUUUACAGGAUGGAAGAGGAUGCAGUCAGGCUGCCGGCACACCUGCGUCUUCCCCCUGCACAGUGGACAAGGGAGGAUGUGUCCCAAUGGUUACGAUGGGCUGAGAAUGAAUUCUCUCUGCGUGCCAUAGAAAGCAACACUUUUGAAAUGAAUGGCAAAGCCCUGCUACUUCUAACGAAGGAAGACUUUAGAUAUCGGUGCUCACACUCCGGUGAUGUCCUCUAUGAGGUUCUCCAGCACAUCCUAAAGCAGAGGAAACCAAGACUAAUCCAAUCCUCAAUAUUUCACACUGGAAAUUCCCUACACAGUCACCCCGAAAUCCUGCUCUCCCAUAAUCACCAUGAAGAUCACCAUCCCCAGAGACCUUUACGAACACCUUCUGAUAUGCCACAGCAGAACACCCCCACUAUAGAGCUAUUGCACCGCUCACGCUCUCCACUCUCUUCCAACCAUCACCCUUCCCCUGACCUAGAGCCCCGCCCAUUGCGCUCUCCGCUUGAUACAAACAUUCGACGUCCCUCUCCUGCUGAACGUCUGCAUCGUAUGCAAAGUGAACCCAAUCACCAUGUUCAGGACCCCUACCCACUAUCUGUGUCCCCUGCUGAAGCCAACCAUUGCCCAAUUGAACCUCUUAACAAACCUAGCAGCCCAAGACAGGACAAUCCACGGGUCAUUCAACUAAUGCCAAGCCCUAUCAUGCACCCAUUGCUUCUUAAUCAGCGCCAUGCUGUAGAAUUCAAGCAACCUCGUCUGGGCACAGAUGACGGGCAACAACGGGAAGGCAAGCCCAUGAACCUAUCACACCGGGAGGAGAUGUCUUACAUGAACCAUAUUAUGGUGUCUGUAUCACCUCCUGAGGAGCAGUCUGUGCCCAUGGGCAGGAUAGCAGACUGCCGGCUGUUAUGGGAUUAUGUGUACCAACUUCUAUCAGACAGCCGAUACGAAAACUUUAUCCGCUGGGAGGAUAAAGAGUUGAUGGUUUUCAGAAUCAUUGACCCCAACGGAUUGGCACGUCUCUGGGGCAACCACAAGAACAGAACCAAUAUGACAUAUGAGAAGAUGUCCAGGGCACUUCGCCAUUACUACAAACUGAACAUAAUCCGCAAGGAACCUGGGCAGAGGCUGCUCUUCAGAUUCAUGAAGACCCCAGAGGAGAUUAUGAGUGGACGGACAGAUCGUCUUGAACAUCUUGAAUCCCAGGAACUGGACGAGCAGUUGUUUCAAGAGGAUGAAUGCUGAGUGUAAUUUUGCAAGCUUGUUGCCCACAAGGAAUGCAAGGGAGCUGGGUAGAAGGACAUGCCUUGAUGUAAUUGCUGUCCUCUCCACUGGAAAUAUACUGCCUUGAUUACAAAGAUCUCAGGCUUUCAUAAAGUGCAGUAUUUUCACUACCUAUGGGAAGUCUAUUUACUGUCCAGGUACUGGCUUCAGAUCAGCAACAAGGCAGGAUCAUGAUACUCUCAGGGAGGACCGCUGUACUGUGUAGCCAACAUGAUGUAUUUUAUUUCCGUGGAAGGAUGAAUUAGAUCGGAUAAGGAAAGAAAUGUAUGUUGGCUUUUUAUGUUAAUAUUUUAAUUAUUUGUACGUCUGGAGAUUUAAGACAUUCUUGGAGGUGUUUGCACUGGAGUAAGAUGUAUAUACACUGUGACAUGAAAUAAAGAAAAUAAAUAAUUCAGGCCAACAGAGGACAUAAAUGAGCCCAGAAUGGGCCUAUGUGGCUAUUUCUAUUUAGUUCCACCUCCUAAUUCUUUGGUUCUUACAUCAAUUCCUCCACCUCCUGUAAUUGCACUAGUGACAUAAUGUCGUACAUAUUGUUAGAGAAACAAGGUUUACGCCUAAUACAAAUGGAUGCCAAAAGCCAUGUUGCAUUAAGAAACUUUAUAAAGGUGAGUUGGACUUCUCUGUGAAUUGAUUCCGACAAUAACUGUGUUUUAUCAAAUCACCUUAGAGCCUGUGAUGUCAUCAAAGCCUUGGACACCCCUUCUUGUUGUGGAUGAAAUAUUUGCCCUACAUCAGUACCUUUCUUUUGACAUCACUUAAUACUUGUGACAUCCUCUUUUUGAACAGCAUUUCUACUUGUCCUGUGAAUAGCCAAGUUUGUGUACUCCACAAAGUACCUAAAUCAAUGCCUCAUCCUAACUUCACAUAAAAAGAAAAUAUUCCUGAAAAGAACGUGCUCCGUUUUAUAGAACAGUUCCGAUGUAGGUCAGAUUACUUUGUUUGGGAAUGAAGGGAAAUGCAUAUCACUUGGAAUGUAUUGUUUUCUGUUAUGUCACUUUUUGUUUGUUUUUAAUAGUUGAUUUGUUCUGUAAAAAAAAAGUAUAAAUGAUUUUAUAGUCCA
Molecule: messenger RNA, 2800 nt
Organism: Pelobates fuscus (common spadefoot toad)
Lineage: Eukaryota; Metazoa; Chordata; Amphibia; Anura; Pelobatidae
Gene: ETV6
Product: ETS variant transcription factor 6
Exons: 8
Coding region: 349-1701 (450 amino acids)
Biological process (GO): cell differentiation; regulation of transcription by RNA polymerase II
Cellular component (GO): nucleus
Molecular function (GO): DNA-binding transcription factor activity, RNA polymerase II-specific; sequence-specific DNA binding
Source: RefSeq, a predicted model, not a curated record